AAGGCGGGACCACAGCUUCCUCAGUGCAAUCUUUGGAAGGGAAAUCUGAGAGUCAUAACAUCUUAUAGCUUGGCUUGCCAUCACGGUCAUGCGGUGGGCCCGAAAUAAACUCCCUGCUUCAAAGGAAAGUGUUUCAGAACGGCCUGGCCCAGCGGCUGGAAGCUCAGGGCCAACACAGGAGGCAAACUCAGGGAGCAUGUUCUGAGUUCAGACAGUCAAGAAAAUCUUUGUUUCCUAGACCUGUGUCCCUGCCACAGAGACUCACAGGAUUUGUCACCUGCUGUGUGCCUGCUACUGCUGAGUCUCUCUUCUAGAAGGUGGAGGAGAAGUGGCCAGGAUGGCGACCGAGAUCACCACUCGGGGUAGCCAGCGUGCCAUUGGACAGGAGGAAUACAGUUUGUACAGCAGCCUGAGUGAGGAGGAGCUGCUCCAGAUGGCCAUCGAGCAGAGCCUGGCAGACAAGACUCGAGGCCCAACCCCUGCUGAGACCACUGUAUCCCCUCAGACCGACCCCCAGCCAGGCCAUUUCCACCCAUGGACCAGGUCAUCGCCUCCUGAGAGCGCACCGUCCCAAGCACCCCUGGGCUUGUUCCAAGGGGUCAUGCAGAAGUAUAGCAGCAGCCUGUUCAAGACCUCCCAGAUGGCGACUAUGGACCCUGUGCUGAAGGCCAUCAAGGAAGGGGAUGAAGAAGCCUUGAAGGUCAUGAUCAAGGACGGGAAGAAUCUGGCAGAGCCCAACAAGGAGGGCUGGCUGCCGCUGCAUGAGGCGGCCUACUAUGGCCAGCUGGGCUGCCUGAAGAUCCUGCAGAAAGCCUACCCGGGGGCCAUUGACCAGCGCACACUGCAGGAGGAGACAGCACUGUAUCUGGCCACGUGCAGGGAGCACCUGGACUGCCUCCUGAUGCUGCUACAGGCGGGGGCAGAGCCGGACAUUUCUAACAAGUCCAGGGAGACUCCACUCUACAAAGCCUGUGAGCGGAAGAAUGCAGAGGCAGUGAGAAUAUUGGUGCAAUACAACGCAGACACCAACCACCGCUGCAACCGGGGCUGGACAGCGUUGCAUGAGUCUGUCUCCCGCAAUGACCUGGAGGCCAUGGAGAUCCUGGUGAGCGGUGGGGCCAAGGUGGAGGCCAAGAAUGUCUACAGCAUCACUCCCUUGUUUGUGGCUGCCCAGAGUGGGCAGCUGGAGGCCCUGAGGUUCCUGGCCAAACAUGGAGCAGACAUCAACACGCAGGCCAGUGACAGCGCAUCGGCCCUCUACGAGGCCUGCAAGAAUGAGCACGAAGACGUGGUAGAGUUUCUUCUCUCGCAGGGCGCUGACGCCAACAAAGCCAACAAGGAUGGCCUGCUUCCUCUGCAUAUUGCCUCCAAGAAGGGCAACUACAGGAUUGUGCAGAUGCUGCUGCCCGUGACCAGCCGCACGCGAGUGCGUCGCAGCGGCAUUAGCCCGCUGCACCUGGCGGCCGAGCGCAACCACGACGCUGUGCUGGAGGUGCUGCUGGCCGCGCGCUUCGACGUGAACGCGCCUCUGGCGCCCGAGCGCUCGCGCCUCUACGAGGACCGCCGGAGUUCUGCUCUCUACUUCGCCGUGGUCAACAACAACGUGUACGCCACCGAGCUGCUGCUGCUGGCGGGUGCCGACCCCAACUGCGACAUCAUCAGCCCCCUUCUCGUGGCCAUCCGCCACGGCUGCCUGCGCACCAUGCAGCUCCUGUUGGACCAUGGCGCCAACAUCGACGCCUACAUCGCCACGCACCCCACCACCUUCCCCGCCACCAUCAUGUUUGCUAUAAAGUGCCUUUCGUUGCUCAAGUUCCUCAUGGACCUCGGCUGUGAUGGCGAGUCCUGUUUCUCCUGCAUGUACGGCAACGGGCCGCACCCGCCUCCCCAACGACUCGGCACCUUCCAUCCAGUGGACGACAAGGCACCCAGUGUGGUGCAGUUCUGCGAGCUCCUGUCGGCCCCGGAAGUGAGCCGCUGGGCUGGACCCAUCAUCGACGUGCUUCUGGACUACGUAGGCAAUGUGCAGCUGUGCUCCCGGCUGAAGGAGCACAUUGACAGCUUUGAGGACUGGGCCGUCAUCAAGGAGAAGGCAGAACCUCCAAGACCUCUGGCUCACCUCUGUCGGCUGCAGGUUCGGAAGGCCAUAGGAAAAUACCGGAUAAAACUGCUGGACACACUGCCGCUCCCAGGCCGGCUAAUCAGAUACCUGAAAUACGAAAACACACAGUAACCAGCUAGCGAGGAUAUGACUGUUUUCGUGACACCUCAGGCAGCCGGCAUCCAGACGCACCUGAGGUCAGACUGAGGCUGCCAAGUGUGCUCUUGGUUCCCUGUACGAGCUUCGCCCAAAGUGAGAGUCCGUGUGUGGAGUAGGCGAGGAACCUCCAGUUUCAAACUGUGAAUGACUCACAGACCUGCCUGUCUGCCAUUUGGCAUUGCCAGAGACCUUUGACCUGGGGCCAGGGCAGAGCUGGUCUGGGAAAGGUGGUCCAGGCAGGAAUCCUGGCCUUCAGCUGGAGAACUCUAGGAAUGAGUUCACCUGCCUGGAAUUACCUGGUCUGGCUGUAAGUCCCUCACUGGACUCUGAGCUUUCAGGCUGGGGGUGGGAAACCCUCAGUCUGAGUGCUUCAUUGUGUAAAAUAAAUGUUGCGUACUACUUUUCUGCCCUGUGACGUUCCUCCCUUCAGACUCUCCAGGCCCGAGGUUCUCAGCUGCUCCUGGGGUCUCAGCCUUGCUCCUGGCAGUAGUAGGAUUGAGCAGAGGCUAGGUAUAGGGUAUGCAGAGCCCCCUUUGUUGGGCUUUCAAAGAAAGACUCAUGAGGGUAUGUCCUUCAUGGACCAGUAGAGAGCCAUUCGGUUUCUUCUCCUAGUUCAAUCACCAUGGAAACCAGAGCUCCAUCACUAGUGGUGGAUCCAUGCCUACGAGUCCUCUUGAUACCUGGGGUUGUCUUGCACAUUCCCUGAUCCUCCUUCUCACGCCUUGUUUGCUACAGAAGUAGAAAUAGUCAGGAAAGCAAUCCAGACCUGGAGAGAUGGUGGUCUGGAGAGCACAGGAGCCCUGGCCAUCAUGUUCCUGUGAGAGAAGGUGGGAGCAGGUGUCCCGUUUGCAGGUGAGUGCUGAGGCUCGGCACGGUCAUCGCCCUUAAUCAAAGGGCUUUGAGGCCCAGAAGCUGAGACCCAGCACAUGCUGUUUUCAUUGGAGUUGCACCAGUUUUUCAAUGUUUUCUGUGCAUGAAGGGGAAAAGCCUCUUGGGCUCUGGGGGGCUAAGCAGCAUCUUGUCUAUACCCGCAAGGUCAUGAUGAGAUAGAGGUUGAGAAGGGGAAGGCACUUGCCUGAGCAUCCACAACAAAUCCCUGUGGGGUUGGUUCUAGUUUUGUGUUUGGUUGCAUCCCUUGAUGUUUCACUGGAGCAAGUCCAGAGGGAACCUUGCAUCCUCUGUCCUGGGGAUGCUUAGCCUCAAAGGUACAGAGGAAGCUGCUAAGUGUGUUCCAACUCCCAAAUAUUAAAUCUGGCCUGAGGCCUGAGUGCUUGACUGCCACUCUGGACUCCAUUGUGCCACCAAACCCAGCCAGGGUGCCUGCCUUAGAGAUGUCACACAGUAUCACAAACUGCCUUUUGGAAGUCUGGCCCUAGUCGUAACGCAUGAGCAUGAGGAUGCUCGCCCUCGUGGUAGGAGCAGGAGACUGAGCAAAAGGGAGCCCCUGUACUGGCUUCGGGUUUUGCUCGGAGCCACACCAACACAACUUGAUCUCACUCUUUCUUUGUUCUCCUCCCUCUCUGCUACUUAUUUCUUUUUCAAUGAUGGAUUCAAGCCCAGGACUUUGUGCACGUUAUCCAAGCUCUCUAUCUACCUGAGCUACAUUGUCAGCUCACGCCUUGCUCUUUGGUUGGAGGUGUAUCUCCUGCUGCCACUAAGGCUGCUUUUCCCUCUCCAAUUUCAAGUCUCCCAGAUGAGCAGUGUGCUCCCUGUAGCUGCUUCCCAUAUGAAGGAGACUGGUACCCCGGGUCCCU
Messenger RNA from Alexandromys fortis (reed vole), 4014 nucleotides. It is a transcript of the gene Asb2, whose product is annotated as ankyrin repeat and SOCS box containing 2. The record is from RefSeq and is a predicted model, not a curated record. Gene Ontology annotation, biological process: intracellular signal transduction. The coding region runs from base 338 to 2233 and encodes 631 amino acids. Lineage: Eukaryota; Metazoa; Chordata; Mammalia; Rodentia; Cricetidae. The transcript has 10 exons. Gene Ontology annotation, molecular function: protein binding.